UCUCGAUUCUAGACAUUGUUUGAAAAUUAACACAUAUCAAAAAUAUACUUUUCUUCUAUCACAACACGUGUCUCAUUUUGCUGCUCUCUUCUUAUCGCUAUAUAUAUGUGUAAAUAAAUAAAAACAAAGAACCAAAACAUAAUAAGCCCCACCGAGUUCUAGUAAAUUGAGCCCAAGUUCUGAAACUCUCUUCUCCUUUUUCUUCCUCUACUUGCCCAAAAUAUUAAUUUGAGAGAAAGAGAGGCGGGAAGGGACGACCUUCGAACACAGUUAGUAAUGGCUAAAGGGUUAAUGGGUUUGAUCUGCUGCUUCGUCCUUACGGUGGUCAUCUUUACAGAGAGUGUGGCUGCGGCGAAUUAUACUGUUGGAGACUCUGUAGGUUGGACGAAUAUUCUUCCAAACUCUGCCUAUUACUCCGACACUUGGGAUGAAAACAAAAACUUCAUGAUUGGAGACCAAUUAACGUUUAAUUGGACCGGAGCACACAACGUGGCUAAAGUAAAUACAGAAGCCGAAUACGAUCAAUGCUCAAUAGCUUCAGCAACAGUAUUAAGUAGCACAAGCCCAUUUGUGUAUACUAUCAACACCACUGGCAAGCACUAUUUCAUUUGCACCAUCGGAAGCCACUGCCAAAGUGGCCAGAAGCUGAACAUUGACGUCGAUCGCUCAAACACCCCCACAACCCCAACUACACCAACUACUCCAUCUACUCCUACUACCCCAUCUACUCCUACUACUCCCAAUACUACCACUACUUCUCCCACAACUCCUAAUACUACCCCUACUACUGCAUCACCAAAUUCGUCUCCUUCGUUUGCGCCCUUCGGAACUUUAUCCGCAGUAGUGUGCGCCCUAGUACUCUACUCCUUGAUGUAGAUUAUUAAAGUCAUGUAGUGGCCAGGUGGUACGUAGCACCACCAAGCAUAUAUAUCUCAUAGCUUCUGUUUUUUUGCUGCGCGCUACGUAUGCGUACUAUUUAUUAAUUAUUUUGUCUGUAAUGUUUCACCAUCGUAUGUAUGUUUGGAACUGAUAUUAUUGCUAUUAUUUAUUGUUUGUACGUAUCCAUUUUCCUCGGGAGAAUUUAUUGAUAGUAGAUCGUAUAUGAGAUUGGAUAUUAUUGUGGAA
Messenger RNA from Humulus lupulus (European hop), 1125 nucleotides. RefSeq names its product cucumber peeling cupredoxin-like. The coding region runs from base 277 to 876 and encodes 199 amino acids. Gene Ontology annotation, molecular function: electron transfer activity. The transcript has 2 exons. Lineage: Eukaryota; Viridiplantae; Streptophyta; Magnoliopsida; Rosales; Cannabaceae. Gene Ontology annotation, cellular component: plasma membrane. The record is from RefSeq and is a predicted model, not a curated record.